AUGGCGUCGUCCCAGGUUGAAAUUGCUCUAACAUCGCCGUUUGGUUGUGUUCUGAGAAAAUAUAAUCAUCAUCGUGAGAGAUGCAGGGAAAGUACCUCUCGAGUUUCUUCAUCACAAGGAACAACUUUCCACCAGAACAAUAAUGACAGAAGCAGCUUUGUGGUCGGAGAUCAUCAUGUAGCAGCACAAAUGGAUGUUGUUAAGAACAUGAAUAACAGCAACGUAGGAUUGACGAAGAAGGAGAAAGAAAAUCAAUCCUCAUCCUCGUCGAAUAACAACAACAACGACCCUAAUAGGCAAUCACAAAUUCUGGAUCGAUGGGCUGCAAGAAAAGCUAAAGAAAUGGUAUCAACAAUUGAGACAGAAGCUGAACUUUUGGAGAAUCUGGGUAAUUCUUCUUCAACUUCUUCAUUAUCGUCAUUAUCAGAAACAACAUUGAAUAAUCGUGGAGCUUCGUCUCUUGUUCAAAUAUGGGAAAAGAGGUUGAAUAACCUGAACCACCAAUCACUAAAGUGCAAUACAACAUCAAGCAGAACGUCAUCGCUUGGGUCAUCAGAUGUUGGGGAACUCAUGGAUGAAUCAUCAUCAUCAUCAUUGUACUCAGAUUGGGUAGGAGCAACAAGUACUGAUACAAACGAAGCUGCAUCAUCAUGUUCAACCCCAAAGGUGGCAGAUAUUAUCAAGAGAUUGAAGGAGAAUAAAUAUGGAGAUCAACAAGGACAACACACAAGCGUGGUGCUUCAUCAUGUGGCGAGUUCGCCUCGCUUUCGAGGCCGUCGAGCACUCACAGAUUUGCUUAUGCAGAUGGAACGUGACAGACAUGGAGAGCUCAAUAAUUUGGCUCAGCUUGCACCUGUUUCCAACUUUUCACAAAGAGGUCGAGGUCGUAUUCAGUCACUCUUGCGGCUUAGAUUAUUAAAACGACACCAUGAAUCAACAACAUAUGAAAAGAAGAGACAACCAAAAGGGUCCACAAUUAUGCACCUAAGGGAAAGAUUUAAUGUAGAAGUAAAACAAGGAAGUACAACUCAGCCAGAAAAAGAUAAUUCAAGAAAUACCCACCUUAAUCAACCCGAAAGCCCUAUUCCUGUUCAUAACCCCAUCGGCGAGCACAGGUCGAACCCGAUCGGGUCAGACCCGGAGGUCAACAUGACAAAUGGCUGCCAAAAUGACAAUGAUGACGAUGCAUAUGAUCACACAGAAGCAUGUGCUCAUAAACCAGAAGAAGAAGAAGCCAGUGCAAGUUCAGAAACAGUAUGCUUGGAGGCUCAGGACAAUAUUGCAUCACAUGAAGUUGGCGAGACAAGAACUUGCUAUAUGGUUGAAUCAGAUGCAAAUCAUGAGACAAAAGAAGAAGCAGAGCUGGCAGAGGUAAAGCAGGAUCAUAGUGCUGAAACCGAAAUCAAUUAUGUGGAUAAUGGAACAAUAACGAAUACUGAAGAUCAAGAUGAACAUGCAAGUGAUGAAGGGGAAGAUUAUGAUGAUGUUGAUGAUGAUGACCGUAAUGAUGACGACGAACAUUAUUAUGAUUGGAUCAGUCCUAUUGCUCGCCCAAGAAGUUACUGGGAAGAUCGUAGACAAGCCUGGUACAAGGAGAUGCUUGACACUGCUUCCUCUGAUAAAAGAGAGAUACGUCAACUUCUUGAACGAAGAACAGUUUCAACUUUCCUUUCAAGUGACUUCAGAGAGAGAGUGGACAAAUUGAUGGAAUACCACAUAGGUUCACAAACACAUUUUAUCAGUAGCCAAGAAGAUGAUGAAGACAAUGGAGGAAGAAUGGGCCAACUAGUGUCAUUUUUGGAACAACAUAUACAGCGCCAUGGUCAUAACCUAGAAGAAGCUGAAAAACAAGAAGAGGCACAAAAGGAGGAGGAGGAGGAGGAAGAAGAAGAGAGGUUGAGUAAUAACAAUGGAGGUUAUAAUGAAACCAGUGAUGAUGGCAAUCAAUCAUCAUCGUCAUCAUCAUCAACAAACAAUCUUAUUUCCUCUUCUCCAAAUAUGUCAUCAUGGAGCUAUAGAGACAACGAAGCCGCCAGUGAUGAUUCUGAAGACAGAGUUGAUGAGUCUACUACAUCAUCUUCAACACAGCCUUCUCAAUCUCCUACUCGCCAGUGCAUUAAUCCUCAUUCAGUGGAAAUGGAUCUGAUAUGUGAUAUGAGAGGGCAAAUGGAGCAACUAUACAGAGAAAUGGCUGAGAUUAGAAAAUCACUAAAGACCUGCAUAGAUAUGCAGAUGAUGCUACAAAAAUCAAUGAAACGCGAUGUUAACACAGCACUUAGAGAAAAGAAGAAGAAGAGGAAGAGCAAUGAUCAGAAGGCACCAAAGAAAGGCAACUGUUGUAUCUGCUAUGAGAAGAAAGUCGACUCACUUUUAUACAGAUGUGGGCACAUGUGUGCGUGUAUGAACUGUGCAAAUGAGUUGCAAUGGAACAGCGGCAAGUGUCCAAUAUGUCGAGCUCCAAUAGCUGAUGUUGUGAGAGUUUAUGUGGAUGCAUAG
This is a messenger RNA of Neltuma alba, 2496 nucleotides long. RefSeq names its product probable WRKY transcription factor protein 1. NCBI's taxonomy places the organism in Eukaryota, Viridiplantae, Streptophyta, Magnoliopsida, Fabales, Fabaceae. The transcript has 8 exons. The coding region runs from base 1 to 2496 and encodes 831 amino acids. The record is from RefSeq and is a predicted model, not a curated record.